CCCUCAGCACUGCUGCCCCCGACCCUCCAUCCCAGUAUUGUUACGGCGGCUCUGACUGGAGGGUGAGCGCUGCUGUGGAGGGGACCCUGGACUGAGAGCGCACAAUGAAGCGGAGGUGACGGUCACAUGUACGGUAUAUGUCAGGGGGCUCCCGUACCGCUCACACAUCCCGUACACACCUCAGAGGAACGCAGCGAUUGUUAUUUAUUCUGAGCCAAAACAUUUUUACUCUUCUGUCCGUGUCGCUGUAUGGGGGUUUGUUAUUAACAGGACCUGCAGGAGUUAAUGUCCGUCCUCUACAGGAGCCUGUUCACCUGUAUGUAUAUGGUGAAGGAGCUGUGCUGCCCUCCUGUGCUCACUCCUGGGUACUGCACCACCAGUCACUAUUGUCCUGCAGGUUACUAAAGAUCAACUGCAGCUCCUGCCCCGACCCAUAGAGAGGCGCUAUCACUGACCUUCUACGUGGAGUCCGGAGUGAUGAGCAGGGACCCCCACAACAGUGCUGGGAUCUGACACUUCAAUGACUGGGAGACUGUGCCAGGUCCUGGAUACCAGCGGGUGAGACUGGUACUGGGCGCAGGUAAUGGAGCCCGCUGUGAACUGUAGUCUGCUGCCCCAGUGUCACCUGGACACCACACUGGACCCACCGGAGGCGCUGGGAGUGUUACAGGAGCUGUGCCGGAUAUCUAAGGCUCCAGACGUGGUGCACAUCUCGGUGGCGGUGCAGGGGGUCCUGGGAUCUCUUCUCACCUGUGGUCUUCUCUUAUCCACCUUCUUCUUCAUCUUCACCAUUCGCUUCCGGAAAAACAGGAUAGUAAAGAUGUCCAGUCCCAACCUGAACCUGGUCAUCGCGCUGGGCAGCGUCUUCGCCUACAUCAGCGCCUUCAUGUUUGCAGCGCAAGGACCAGCGGUCUCCAUGGAAACUGUAAUUCAGGCCCGGCUCAGUCUCCUGUAUAUCGGGCUCAGUCUUGUGUUUGGGCCUCUGCUGGGAAAGAGCUGGAGACUUUACCGAGUGUUCACUCAUCGAGCGCCGCACAAACGAGUGAUUAUAAAGGACAUCACCCUGCUGGGGCUGGAGGCUGCGCUGCUCUUCCUGGAUGCUCUGCUGCUCCUCUCCUGGGUGUUUUCUGACCCUGUGACCUGUGUCCUGAAUGUGACCGCCGGCAUCAAGGCUGGAGAUGGCGCCACAUCCUGUGAAGUCACCAGGAUGCACUUCUGCUCCUCUAAGCACACCGAAUUCUGGGUCGCCCUUCUAAUGGGGAUCAAGGGCAUGUUCCUGAUUUACGGUAGUUACCUGGCCGGUCUGACCAAGAGUAUCAGCACUCCUCCGGUUAACCAGUCUCUGGUUAUCAUGGUGGGCAGCAGCCUGGUGAUCGUGGCCUCGGCGGUCUGCUUGGUAGUGUCACAUGUCUUCUAUACAUGGCCCAGCCUGGUUUACGGGGUGACGGCCGGGAGCAUCCUCCUGUGCACCACCACCAUCACCUGCCUCGUCUUCAUCCCACAGCUUUUGCAGUGGAAGCAUUUUGAAGACGAGCCAAGUCAGACCAACACUCAGAUGGCCAAGUAUUUCAACAGUCCGUGCAAGAGUAUGAGGUCUAUGUACAGCGAGGAGCAAAUUUACCACCUGCUGGGGGAGAACACCUCCAUGAGGCGGCUGCUGACCGAGAAGAACGCAGUGAUUGAAAGUCUCCAGGAGCAGGUGACCAACGCCAAGGAGAAGCUGGUGGAGCUGCUGAGAUCAGAAUGUAGCAUGGAGAUCACCCAAGUCUCCGCCAUUUCCAACUCCACGCUGACCAUCAACCAGCUGAGGGUCACUACCGACGAGAUUACUGCUGAGAGCAGGAGACCCUCCACCAACCAGAGACCUUCCACCGCUACUGUAGAGAGCAGGAGACCCUCCACCAUUUAUCCAGAGGGUAGACCACUCUCCACCGGGAAUCUAGACGGGGACACUAACCAAAGUAUGGUGGUCUACACUGCUGAGACAGAACAGGCUGAAGAUGUGACGUCCCCUGAUGAGGAAAGUGCUGAUGUCCACAAAGUUGUGCUUCCCUCCCCAGAAGAAGAACAAGAUCAUGACCCGGCUACCAUCUCCAGAAAUGUCAGCUUUGUAGACAACAGUGCCAAAUCUCCUAAGGAGUUCAUUGAGAGAUCAGUGGACGGGCCACAAGAGGCCUGGGAACAGCUGGCCAGAAAGGUGAACUAUGUCAGCACUGAAAAGCUUCAGGAGAUCCUCAGGGAGCUGAGCAUGGAGACUCUGUCAGGAUGUGGUCAGGGGUCCCCUCGGAGGCAGAGACGUUUCAGCCACAGCGUCCAGCGAGAGCCUGUACGGCACCCCUCCGAAGGGUUCACCAACGUCUGCAUCAGCUUGUCCCCUUACAUAGCACGGAGAAGACGAGGGUACGGCCGCAGGAGCAUGCUUCCGUCCUCACAGAACUCCAGAGCCCCAUUCCCUCCACCUCGUCUCAUCGGGGCCAGAGAUCGGUAUUAUGGGAAAGACGAGAGACUGAGAGACGAGACGGACGGAGCAAAUCAUACGUCUGUCCCGAUGAAGAGCCUGGACUUAUGUGGCCAAGAAAACACUGGCCUGUGGAUAACUAAAUUAUCAGAGGAACCCGAAUCUUUACAGGAAUCAUGUCCCAUCACCCCAUGGAGCCUCCAGGGAGCCGCGGCCCUCAGACCCCAGACCCUCUGCUCUGAGUCGGACUCCAGCAGCUCAGAGGAGAUGUUCUGUUACUGUCACAGACCUUACUGUGAGAUGUGCUCACCACAGACAUGUGACUCUAGUGACAGCUGUAAUACUGACACGGAGACCUCAGAACAGCUGCACGUGUGGCCGGGUCCUCACCGCACCAGGCGAUCCCUCAUAAACUUUAAAGACGACCUCACACCCACGUAUGUCUGAAGGUGACACAAGGGUCUCUGAUUCUCCCCAAAGACUGACAAGAGACAAAACCCGACUGAUAUAGAAAUGUACUGGGUGAUAUUAAUGUGAAUUGUGUUCUGUGCAGGAUCCAUAAAACUGAAGCGACAACGACCCAUUAUGUGAUCUGGUUGGUUUAUUACCAGCAGCAGAAGGGACCCCAAAAACAAAGGGAACACACGGGGUCUACAAUCUGUAAUGUACCAUGAUCUCACACAAUCUCACCAGUGAUGUCAUACAGGGGGCGGGGCUGUGAUCACAUGUCAUUAUAUUACUAUUAUAUUAUAUCAGUGAUGUCAUACAGGGGGCGGGGCUAUGAUCACAUGUCAUAUUACUAUUAUAUUAUAUCAGUGAUGUCAUACAGGGGGCGGGGCUGUGAUCACAUGUCAUUAUAUUACUAUUAUAUCAGUGAUGUCAUACAGGGGGCAGGGCUGUGAUCACAUGUCAUUAUAUUACUAUUAUAUCAGUGAUGUCAUACAGGGGGCGGGGCUAUUAUCACAUGUCAUUAUAUGACUAUUAUUUUAUAUCAGUGAUGUCAUACAGGGGGCGGGGCUGUGAUAACAUG
Molecule: messenger RNA, 3488 nt
Organism: Hyla sarda
Lineage: Eukaryota; Metazoa; Chordata; Amphibia; Anura; Hylidae
Gene: GPR156
Product: G protein-coupled receptor 156
Exons: 10
Coding region: 584-2905 (773 amino acids)
Biological process (GO): G protein-coupled receptor signaling pathway; gamma-aminobutyric acid signaling pathway
Cellular component (GO): membrane; G protein-coupled receptor heterodimeric complex
Molecular function (GO): G protein-coupled GABA receptor activity
Source: RefSeq, a predicted model, not a curated record